Molecule: messenger RNA, 522 nt
Organism: Spirodela intermedia
Lineage: Eukaryota; Viridiplantae; Streptophyta; Magnoliopsida; Alismatales; Araceae
Source: the annotation of a GenBank genome assembly
AUGGCUGAGGACGGCGGCGGCGGCAAGGUCACCGGAAUCCGGCACAUUGUGAGGCUGAAGGAGAUGCUUCAGAAAUGGCAGUCACUCGCACUGGGGCCCAAGGAGGUCCCGCAAAAGCCCUCUGGCAUCUCCCCUCUGAUCGAGAAGCGUUUGAAGAGCGUCUGCAUCGCCUGCGACUCCGACGAGGAGAGCUGCCAGAGCCCCGAACCUCCUCCCGACGUCCCUAGGGGCUACAUGGCCGUCUACGUCGGGCAGGAACGCCGGAGAUUCGUGAUCCCUACGACCUAUCUCAGCAGGCCGGCGUUCAAAGUGCUGCUGGAGAAGGCCGAGGAGGAGUUCGGGUUCGACCAAAAGGGAGUCAUCACCUUCCCAUGCGAGAUCGAGACGUUCAAGUACAUCCUCCAAUGCACGGAACAUCACCAGAAGGGCCUCAUCGACGACGGUAGAUCUCUCUUGAUUCUUCCCCUCGUCCUCUUCUUCUUCGUUACGGUUUCCUGGCACUGCUUUUCUUCAUGGAAAUGA